This is a messenger RNA of Cooperia oncophora, 549 nucleotides long. The record is from the annotation of a GenBank genome assembly. NCBI's taxonomy places the organism in Eukaryota, Metazoa, Nematoda, Chromadorea, Rhabditida, Trichostrongylidae.
AUGGUCGUUGGCAUGGCUGAGGAUGGUCAGUCCGGUAAUGGUGUAGCACAGCAGCAGCAGAACGAUCAAAAGGAUGAGCAGAAUCGGCGUCCACCGUACACGAUGCAUGGCGUGCUGCACUUCUUGCAACACGAAUGGAGCAAAUAUGAAAUGGAAAAGGCAAAAUGGGAAAUGGAACGAGCAGAAAUGCAGGCACGAAUAAGCUUUUUGCAAGGAGAACGGAAAGGACAGGAGAAUUUGAAAGCUGAUUUGAUUCGGAGAAUAAAAAUGUUAGAGUACUGUCUUAAACAAGAAAGAGCUAAGAAUUAUCGAUUAACACACAAUGGCGAAGAUCCCCCUGAAUAUGAAGAAACGGAAAAUGAAGCUGCAAAUGAAGCAACUGUUCCUAAUGAAGUCGAUGCUUAUGCAGCAGAAGGAGGAAGUGCGUUGGGUUGGAAACAAGGACGUCAACUUCUUAAGCAAUACCUCCAGGAGAUUGGCUACAGCGAACAGAUACUUGAUGUCCGCGCUUUUCGUGUCAAAAAUCUGUUGGGGUUGAUUCCUCAGGUU